UAUCUAAUGUCCAACCUCAAAUCUUCUGUGUUAAAACAAAAACAAGAGCAGCUCAACUAAUUUUCUUCAGCACAAACAGACACAGCAGUAGCCAUGGCUACUUGUUUACGAAUACUACCAAUAACCGCCCCUUCAGUACCUUCAUCAUCAUCAUCUUUUUCCAAGUCUCAGCCACUCAAAAGAAUCGGAAACUUCAGAAUCAAUUGCUCCUCAGCUAAAAUUCCAAUGCCUCCUGUAAACCCUAAAGACCCAUUUCUAUCAGAACUCGCUUCUAUAGCUGCUAACUCACCCGACUCGCUCCUCGACCGCCCUAUCAGCUCCGAUACGCCGCCGUUUCUUGACCUCUUUGACUCUCCCAAGCUCAUGGCCUCUCCCGCUCAGGUUGAAAGAUCAGUGUCGUAUAAUGAGCAUAGGCCGAGGAAGCCGCCGCCGGACUUGCCUUCAUUGCUUCUUCACGGUAGAAUUGUUUAUAUUGGCAUGCCGUUGGUGCCUGCUGUUACAGAGCUUGUUGUUGCGGAAUUGAUGUAUUUGCAGUGGAUGGAUCCGAAAGCACCAAUUUAUUUGUAUAUAAAUUCCACGGGAACGACUCGUGAUGAUGGUGAAACGGUGGGAAUGGAAACAGAGGGUUUUGCUAUCUACGAUUCAAUGAUGCAGUUAAAAAAUGAGAUACAUACAGUUGCUGUUGGAGCUGCUAUUGGUCAGGCUUGUCUGCUACUUGCUGCAGGAACAAAGGGCCAUCGCUUUAUGAUGCCACAUGCAAAAGCCAUGAUCCAACAACCAAAAGUCCCAUCUUCAGGACUGAUGGCCGCAACUGAUGUACUCAUUCGUGCGAAAGAGGCUAUAACUAAUAGAGACACCCUUGUUGAACUUCUGGCUAAGCACACCGAAAAUCCUGUGGAGACGGUAGCCAAUGUAAUGAAAAGACCAUUUUAUAUGGAUUCUAGAAGAGCUAAAGAAUUCGGGGUCAUCGACAAAAUUCUUUGGCGGGGACAGGAAAAGAUAAUGGCAGAUGUUGUGACUCCAGAAGAAUGGGAUAAGUUGGCCGGCAUUAAAAUCCCCGAUCCAUUCUAGUAACGAUUUAGAAGCUGUUCGUAAUUCUGAUUUCGGUGCAGCCCCCAACAGUAGGACUGGAUUUCUGCCGGUGGAUGUAAUCCAACCACACCUUUCUGUUAUCCCUUAUUAUUGAUAAAUAGUGUCUUAUUUGGAAGAACAGAUUGUAAUGCUGUUUACAGUUCCCAAAAUUAUCUUGGUAAAGCAAUGUACUAUACGGAAAUCUGCGAGGAAGGUGAUGUAAAAUGGCUGGAAAAUGGUGUAGCAGGACAGUAUGUCUCCUUGCUAGCUUUUGUUCUAGUUUCUUGGAUGAACACCUAGAAUCGAUCAACAAGGUCAAAUAUUAAAUUAAAAUGAAAAUUGUUUUUAGAUAUA
Molecule: messenger RNA, 1425 nt
Organism: Mercurialis annua (annual mercury)
Lineage: Eukaryota; Viridiplantae; Streptophyta; Magnoliopsida; Malpighiales; Euphorbiaceae
Product: ATP-dependent Clp protease proteolytic subunit-related protein 3, chloroplastic
Exons: 9
Coding region: 94-1071 (325 amino acids)
Biological process (GO): protein quality control for misfolded or incompletely synthesized proteins
Cellular component (GO): endopeptidase Clp complex
Molecular function (GO): ATP-dependent peptidase activity; ATPase binding; serine-type endopeptidase activity
Source: RefSeq, a predicted model, not a curated record